Messenger RNA from Brassica rapa (field mustard), 1197 nucleotides. RefSeq lists its product as uncharacterized. Gene Ontology annotation, molecular function: zinc ion binding; nucleic acid binding. The record is from RefSeq and is a predicted model, not a curated record. NCBI's taxonomy places the organism in Eukaryota, Viridiplantae, Streptophyta, Magnoliopsida, Brassicales, Brassicaceae.
AUGGCUAAUCGCGGGACAGGUGAUGAUGGACGAGGUCGGAUAUGGGGAGAGGGUAUGGAUUGGACAGGCGGAGGAUUGUCAGAUCAGGAUAAUGGAAAUGGCAUUAGUGAGAUGUUUGGACACGAUAGGAGCCCUCUGCAGAGAACAAGAUCUUUUCCUGUUUACGGUAACAGGACUAGAGUGAGAGAUGACAGUUUGGCGAGUAUUGGCCCAAGUCAUAAUUGGGACCAGAGACAUCAACAUGAUCAAUCCGCUCAAUCAAACCCAAGGCCAGAUCAGAACCGUGCCACCGAAAGACCACAAGAUCAUGGAACCGAAAACACCUUGAAGCUUUUACAUGACGUGAUGACCGAGGCACUUGGUAACCAAGGCAGGCGUACUCAACCCCCUGAAGUUUCCAAGCUAUUAUCUACCAUGAAGAACAUUGGAUCCUACAAGUUCAAAGGAGGAUCCGAUCCUAUUGAGGCCGACAAGUGGAUUACUAUGAUGGAGAAGAAUUUUGAAGCCAUGGAGUGCCCGGAGGAGUAUAAGAAGAAGAUCGCUGUGUACUACUUGGAAGGCGACGCCACAGGAUGGUGGGACAGCAUAGACAGACAGCGUGGACACAACAUCACAUCAUGGGAGUCGUUCAAGGGAGAGUUUGAGAGGAAAUACUUUCCUCCAGAAGCAAAGCAUCGAUUGGAGCGCCAGUUCAUGAACCUUGUUCAAGGAGAUAGGCCAGUGAGGAGUUACGAAUCUGAGUUCACAAGGUUGAGGCGACAUGUCUUUGAUGGGCGUGAAGAUGAAGCAACUAUGAUCCGUAACUUUAUGUACGGAUUGAAGCCGGAGCUUGGAAGUCGUUUAGCUGGAAGCAACUUUAGCAGCUUAUCUGAGCUAGUGGAAAAAGCUGUUAAUGUUGAAACUGUAUUGGAGGCUGAAAGGAAGACCUUACCACAUUCUGGUGGACACACCAAGUUUAGCCAAGGAGAAAGGCCAAAUUUCAACAAGGGUCCAAGAUCUUACAAAGGAAAAGGGCGAGGAUUUGGAGGCCAAGCCAACAAUCGUGGUAACACUGUGGUGUGUUACAUAUGUGAUCAACCGGGACAUAUUUCUAAGUUUUGUCCCAACAGACAACGGAGUAACCAGCAGGGUUAUUCAUCUUUAAGGAUGGAAGAUGUUACUUGUUUCUCUUGCGGAACCAUACAUGUUGCUGGAUAG